Molecule: messenger RNA, 298 nt
Organism: Trypanosoma grayi
Lineage: Eukaryota; Euglenozoa; Kinetoplastea; Trypanosomatida; Trypanosomatidae
Exons: 1
Source: RefSeq, a predicted model, not a curated record
AUGCACUACAAUGCGAUUGACAAGCUGGAGCAGGAGUGCCUCCAGCUGCAAAGAUGGCAGGCCCAACGUGGGCGCAGGAAGGAAGUGACACCGUGUAACAACGAAGAGCAACCUCUCUGUAUAGAAGGUAUCGUGACACAAAGGUCCGUACUACUUUAUGAACUUUCCCAAGCGCUUACGCAAACGGUAGAACCGUUACUCAGUGACUGCGACCGGCUGCGCCACUCCUAUACUGGGCUGCAUCUCCCGAGAGACGCUGGUGUCCGUAUAAAAACCGGGGUGUGGCGAUUGCAGCUGG